Messenger RNA from Prunus persica (peach), 443 nucleotides. RefSeq lists its product as uncharacterized. The record is from RefSeq and is a predicted model, not a curated record. Lineage: Eukaryota; Viridiplantae; Streptophyta; Magnoliopsida; Rosales; Rosaceae. The transcript has a single exon. The coding region runs from base 158 to 430 and encodes 90 amino acids.
AGAAGAAAACAAAACCAGCUCUGGUUUCUUGCCACAAGCCCACCUUUUAAAAAAAAAAUUCCCCUAUAUGGGGAGCACCUCAAGAUCAUCUUCUCCAUCAAUACACUCAAACAUUCACAUUCACAUUCACUACUGAAGAGAAGAAAUCAUAAUCGUGAUGAGUUCAUCAAGUGCAAGCAAGGCUAUUGUGGCAGCAAGUGUUGGAAUUGUGGAGGCAUUGAAGGACCAAGGGAUAUGCAGGUGGAACUCUGCUUUAAGAUCUGUGCACCAGCAAGCCAAAACCCAACUCAGGUCAUUGUCUCAGGCCAACAACAAGCUCUCAUCUUCUUCUGCUUCAGCUGCUUUCAGUAAAGUCAGAGAUGAGAAGCUGAAGAAAUCAGAGGAGUCUUUGAGGACAGUCAUGUACUUGAGCUGCUGGGGUCCCAACUAAUUCAAUCAGCACA